Messenger RNA from Elaeis guineensis (African oil palm), 950 nucleotides. NCBI's taxonomy places the organism in Eukaryota, Viridiplantae, Streptophyta, Magnoliopsida, Arecales, Arecaceae. The record is from RefSeq and is a predicted model, not a curated record.
UCUUUUCAGGCGUGAGAAUCAAGCUAUCGGGAGUGGACUUUCGUUCUUCCACGUUCUCUGCCACCGUGCCUGAGCGGAUCGCAGGGUUUCUACUUUCUAGAUUAGGGGAAUCCCCAAAUAAUGCCCCACCCCCUCUUUUCCUCGAAGAAUCGCCCGAUUUGUUGUUCAGAAUCGGGAUCUCCUCGCUUAUAGCUUUCAAGCGAGAUAUCCAUUGCUCGAAUCGGUUUAGAUUCGACUUCCCAAGUUUCGAUCUUUUCCGUAGCGCAUUGAUUCGAUGCCCUUCUAGAUCGGCAUUCGAUUCGAGAGAUUUGGGCCAUUUCCAGAAGGAUUUCCUCGAAUAGAAUCUUCUCCAUUUCUUGCUGUCAUUGUUGCUGCGAGACGUGGAUCGGAGCUAGGGGAGGAAUCGAGUAGGGUUUUUGGUGUUUUUUUUUUUCCGAGCUUUUCUCGAUCGGAAACCCGCCGUCAUGAGGAUCACGGAGUUGGAGGACGGGGGCUCGGACGAUUCUGGCGGUCGGGAGAUCGUGCCGUUCAAGGCCAAGAGAGCGCUGGUUGGGGCGGGGGCGCGGAUUCUCUUCUAUCCGACCCUUCUCUACAAUGUGAUACGGAACAAGAUCCAGGCCGAGUUCCGAUGGUGGGACGAAGUAGAUCAGUUUCUUUUGCUUGGGGCAGUUCCAUUUCCCAAAGAUGUUCCACGCUUGUGGCAGCUAGGGGUUCAGGGUGUUGUUACCUUAAAUGAGCCGUAUGAGACUUUGGUCCCAUCAUCAUUGUAUCAGAAUUAUGGCAUUGAUCACCUAGUGAUUCCUACAAGGGACUACCUUUUUGCCCCUUCACUUGUGGAUAUACGCCGAGCUGUUGAUUUCAUCCACAGAAAUGCAUCAUGUGGGAGGACUACAUAUGUUCAUUGUAAAGCUGGGAGGGGACGCAGCACAACCAUUGUCUUAUGCUAUUUG